AUGAGAAAAGCAAGAUAUUGCUUUUUUUUUAUAAGAGAUAAUUAUUGUAAAAAUUUCCAAGAAAAUACAUUCCCUUUACAUAAAAAAACAUUUAUAAAAAACAAAAUCUUUUUACACAUCAAUCCAAUUUCAGAAUUAAAAAAACGCGAAUUGAUAAAUAAUAUUACUAGUCCAGAGAUAUUAAAUAAGAUCGAUAAGCCAAGGACAAUUUAUUGUGGGUUAGAUCCAACAGCCAAAAGUUUACAUUUAGGAAAUUUAUUAACUUUAAUUGGAUUAUUACACUUUAACAUUUGUGGACAUCGUAUUAUAGCUUUGAUAGGCGGAGCAACAGGAUUAAUUGGAGAUCCAUCAGGUAGAAAAUCAGAAAGACAAACAUUACCAAUAUCAACAAUAAAAGAAAAUGUUAAUUAUAUUGAAAUACAAACAAGAAAAAUCUUUAAUAAUAGUAGAGAUUAUGCAAAAAAAUAUGGACAUGAAUUCAAUAAUAAUAAUCAAAAUGAUGAUGAUAUUUUAAUACUUAAUAAUAUCAAUUGGUUUAAGAAUAUGCCAGCUUUAGAUUUAUUAAGCGAUAUUGGGAGAUAUUUUAGAUUGGGAGGAAGUGAUCAAUGGGGAAAUAUUACAUCAGGGAUAGAUUUAAUUAAUAAAAAGAGAUCUGAGAAUAUUAAUAAUGUUGAUGUUUAUGUUGAUAAACAAUCAACUGCUUUUGGUUUAACAAUGCCUUUAUUAACAACUUCAUCUGGUGAAAAAUUUGGUAAAUCAGCUGGUAAUGCAAUUUGGUUAGAUGAUGAAUUGACAACUCCUUAUGAAUUUUAUCAGUAUUUUAUGAAAGUAACUGAUCUAGAUUUAAAAAAAUAUCUUCAAAUGUUUACACUUUUGGAUUUGACAGAAAUUAAAAAAAUUAUAGAAAAACAUAUGUAUGGUUCAUUUCCAUUGAAAAAAACUCAUUAUGGACAAGAAAUAUUAGCAUCUGAAGUAACAGAAUUGGUACAUGGAAAAUCAGGUUUAAAUGAGGCAAAAUUAUCAACAAAAAUUUUAUUUAAUUCUCCAGAAAUAAUAAAUUCUCAAUUAUUAUUAUCAACAUUUGAAAAUAACAAGAAUCAACUAAUUAAACUAUCAAAAACCUCAGUGAUAAACAGUACAAUAGAUAAAUUGUUGGUAUUAUCAGGUGUAUGUAAGUCACGUAGUGAGUCAUACAAAGUAAUAAAAUCAGGUGGAUUGUAUUUGAAUAAUGUUAGAAUUGAAGAUGUGAAAUAUUUGAUUGAAAUUAAUGAUUUUUUUGAUGGUGUUGUUUGCAUUUUAAGAGUUGGAAAAUCUAAAUAUAAAUUAGUUCAAAUUGUUGAUUAA
Molecule: messenger RNA, 1344 nt
Organism: Entrophospora sp. SA101
Lineage: Eukaryota; Fungi; Glomeromycota; Glomeromycetes; Entrophosporales; Entrophosporaceae
Source: the annotation of a GenBank genome assembly